This is a messenger RNA of Lynx canadensis (Canada lynx), 3966 nucleotides long. RefSeq names its product Cdk5 and Abl enzyme substrate 2 (gene CABLES2). Lineage: Eukaryota; Metazoa; Chordata; Mammalia; Carnivora; Felidae. The record is from RefSeq and is a predicted model, not a curated record. Gene Ontology annotation, biological process: regulation of cell cycle.
AUGCUGCCCACUCCCCCGCACCGGCAGGCAGCAGCGGCAGUGGGCACCACCCAUGGGCACAGGGACUCCCCAAGAGGGACCUUCACAGGGCAGUUCUGCUGCCCAGGGCAGGCGGCACAGCUUCAGCCCCCACACCCCAGCUCCCAGCACCGACACACACCCCAGAGGAGACAAGCGCUGGAGCCUAAAGACUCAGGCUCAAAGGAGGCUGACCACGAAAUCCGCAACCGCAAGAAGAACAGGCAAGCCAGCGAACUCCGCGGUCCGCCCACCGCGCCGUGCGGGCCAAUGAAAAGCAAGACAGCGGCUCAUUUGCAUGCGGGGCUCCUCGGCCAAUGGGCGGCGUUCGCGGGCGCGUGCGCGCAGGUGGGCGGCAGCGGCGGCGGCCGGCGGGCUCAGUCCGAGGAUGGCCGCGGCCGCGGCGGUGGAGCCCCGGGCCCGGCCCCCGGCCCCGCCAGGGCCCCGCCGCCCUCCGGCCCCCCCCCCGCCAGGUCCCGCCGCAGGCGCCCCGCUCUCUCGCGGCGCCGGCCCGCGCUCUUCUUCUCUCACAACAUCUCCCUGGACGGCCGGCCCCCGAGCCUGGGCCCGGCGAGAGAAGCCCCGCCGCCGCCGCCCCCGCCGCCGCCGCCGCCCGCCGAGGCCCACGAGCCGCCCGCGCCGCCGCGACCCCCGGGACCCGAGCCCUCCUCCCGCGGCCCGCCGCCUCCGCCGCCGCCUCCGCGCCCCCCCGCCAUCCUGCCCUGUCUGCCCUUAUCGCGUGCAGGGCUCGUCUCUCCCCAGGCCUUCUCAUCCCCUCCCCUCCCCCUCCCCCGCUGGCUCGGGAUGGGAUAUGGUGUGGGUCCAGCAGGAGAGCGUCUCAGACGGCGAGUUGCCUCCCAGCGCUGCUCUCUCGAGUUCCUGGAAGAUGCUGCGGGAUGUGCCUCCGUUCAGAGAACCAAACACAUAUCCGGCUCCCCAAGACAUAAAGGCCUAAAGAAGACUCACUUCAUCAAGAACAUGCGACAGUACGACACGAGGAACAGCAGGAUCGUGCUGAUCUGUGCCAAGCGGUCCCUGUGUGCAGCCUUCUCGGUCCUGCCCUAUGGAGAAGGCCUGCGGGUCAGUGACCUGCGGGUGGACGGCCAGAAGCAGAGGCAUCCGUCAGGCGGCGUCUCCGUGUCUUGAAUGGUCUUUGAGCUGGAGGGCGUCGAGCUGGGAGCAGAUGGGAAGGUGGUGUCUUAUGCCAAGUUCUUGUACCCCACCAACGCCCUGGUCACUCACAAGACAGACAGCCACGGCCUGCCACCCCAGCCCCGGCCCAGCAUCCCCCGGGCUCUGCCAGGGUCAAGAUACAAACCUACCCCAGAGUCAGCACCAGCCGGCACGGAUCUAGGUACCCCACGUGCCCUAACCGGUGCCGGGGACACGCUGGAGUAUAACCCCAACCUCCUGGACGACCCACAAUGGCCCUGGCAGCACAAGCGGGUCCUCAUCUUCGCAUCUUACAUGACCACGGUAAUAGAGUACGUGAAGCCCUCUGACCUCAAGAAGGACAUGAAUGAGACCUUCCGGGAGAAGUUCCCACACAUCAAACUGACACUGAGCAAAAUCAGGAGUUUAAAACGGGAGAUGCGGAACCUCUCUGAGGAGUGCAGCCUGGAGCCUGUGACGGUGUCCAUGGCCUACGUGUACUUCGAGAAGCUCGUCCUGCAGGGCAAACUCAACAAGCAGAACCGCAAGCUGUGCGCCGGGGCGUGCGUGCUGCUCGCCGCCAAGAUCAGCCUCCGCAGGAGCGAGGUGAAGCAGCUCAUCGACAAGCUGGAGGAAAGGUUUCGGUUCAACAGAAGGGAUCUGAUCGGGUUUGAGUUCACGGUGCUGGUGGCCUUGGAACUCGCGCUCUACCUUCCCGAGGGCCAGGUGUUACCUCACUACAGACGCCUCACGCAGCAGUUCUAGCCCAGCCUGGCCUCCGCCCGGAGGGCGGCCACCCCUCCCACACCGCCCAGACGCCCCAGCGCUCAGGGCCCCAGGGAUGUGUCCGGGUGAGCGGCCGCCCGGCAGGGACGGCAGGGACGCCUGCCCCUCAACUGAUGCCGCUGUCCCUGCACACCUGCUCCCUUGGAGGACACCGCUUUCAUUCCAAAGCACACCACCCGCCAUGGUACAUUCCUGAGAAUCUUCUCGCAUUUUUACGCGAGCAAAACGUGAGGUUUUAUUUUUUUCAUGUGCCUGAGACCGACCCGAUCCUCAAGUGGUCAUUUCGGCAUCUUCCUUUGCACCGCCUGGUCUUCCGCAAACCACCACAGCCACUGCGCUCGCAUCGCAGAGAUCUGGGUUUCCGGAGCCUGCGGAACACUCUGGAAUUGCAGAAGUUGGCGUAUCGAAACAUUAGUCUUGGCUCUUUCCGGUUUUCGUUGGUGGACACAGCUCCCUCCCGGCCCAGCUGAGCCCCUCGGGGAUGCCCACUGGCCUCCCCCGGCAUCCUUCCACAGGCGGGGCUCUGGCAUCAAUGCAACUAGGGCAGACUCCGGUUUCUCUCACUUUUUACUCCAAGCAUCGUGUCACUGUGAAAUCCUGAUGCCCGAGCGUCACACAUGCCAGCAGGCCUCCGCGCAGACACUAGCCCACCCCAGGGGGGACCCACCCUUCACCUCUCACCGGGAAACCCUGCUUGCCUGCGACACUCUGGACCUUCAGGAUGUUUGUUGGACUGCUUGCUCCUGCUCUUGAUCUUCUAAGCAAUAUCGUGAUGGAGAAAACCGGUGUAUUUAUUGUUACUUGGAUUUGGUUUGAUGGGUCUUAAGGGAACAAAAUCUGGUCGGGAGCAGUUGAGGCCGUGACUUGGAACACCACACUUGACUCUCAGGCAGGCGGGAGGGGGACGGGCUACUCCACAGCCCCCACCAACGGCCCCAUCUCCCUGGGGGGUGGGUGCGCACGCCUUUCUUCGUAGGCAGGACGCAGUCUUGGCUGUCACACAAAGCAAGACCAGGGAGUGGUGGUUGUCACCUGUCUGCAGGCCUGUGCCCCUUCUCUCAACAGGGCCCGUGUUCAGCUUUCCCAGGUCGCGUGUCCUUCCUGCACGUUCUGUGACCCGGUUCUCCAGCUCACUGUCCCGUCAAACACUGAAGAACCAAGGAUGAUUUCCCUCCCUGGGUCAGCUGGCGUUAAAAAGGACCACGUUGGCUGGGCCACUAAGCUGCUUCCCUGUCGUCCUACAAACCUGUCAGUCUCUGCGACAGCCCCACCCUGUAUUGUGUGUGAACUCAUGCUUUUGCCAAAAGGAGACACCGGUUCUGCUCAUCACGACGCUCAGGCACCAGCGGCUCAGCCUGGACCCCAGCACCCGUGUCUGCGUGCAGGCCAGCUGUUCCUCUUCCCCCGGGGGAUGAAGCCCAAGCCUGUAUUCCAACCCUAUUUAUUGUGGGAUAAACUCCCUGUCCCCCUCGACGGCCUCUAAUGCACACGUGUCCCAGGCGGACGAGGGUGGGAGGGAGCUGAGAUACAGGUGCUUUUCUCCUGGACAGCAACGUGUGCAGCCCUCGUAUCUCAAGGACACUCUAGUGUGCCAAGCACUGGAAGGGACGGGUUCCCAGACUUCACCUCAAGAGGGCAUGCGUCCUGGUCCUCGACAAUUUCCACACAGGUGUUCGAACAGCUGACAGCAGUUUAGGUUUCUGUGUUCCCAUAGUAAGAUUUAGUCCUUCACAGACCUGUAACUCUCCCUUUGGUGUGUCCUGUCCUCGACGCCAAAAGCUGCUCGUGUGGCGGUCAGUGAUCACUGCAGCAAAGCCAGUAUUGAAGCCAAACGCGUCUGAGCCCCUCACUCUCUAGAUCGAGCCCAGACAUCUAAGAGGCGGCUCCGAAAGCAGCUGUGCAUUUAAAAGUGCGCUAAGCGACUAUCUGACCUCAAUGUCAAGUCACAUGUCAUUUGUUGCAAACGGUAAUGUAUUUGUGGUUCAAAGUAAAAUGUGAUUUUGCAAAGUA